Messenger RNA from Durusdinium trenchii, 345 nucleotides. NCBI's taxonomy places the organism in Eukaryota, Dinophyceae, Suessiales, Symbiodiniaceae. The record is from the annotation of a GenBank genome assembly.
AUGAUUAUCGAAGAUUUUCGGCCUGCAACGGAGCGCCAGCACUCCUCUUUUGUGAGAUUAGUCAGCAAAUUUCGGGUGCGGCUCAUCGAGCCGCCGCAGUUGCAUGAGGCUCUUUUAGCGAAAAUGUUUUUGCAGGCUAUGUUUGAUACCCCUCUUCCUUUGAAUGACCUGGUGGUAGAGUCUAUUUCAGGACUGCUUACCAAGAAACAGCCUCGGCCAUCGGAUACCAGUGCAUUGAGCUCCUGGACCGGCAGCGCGGAAUGCUGGGGCCUGGAGCGCUUUAUGCUUUUGCUGAACAAUGUGGUGAGAUUCCUGCAGCUUUUCGGAGAAGGCCUGGGACACUAA